UCUUCUUUCUACCCUUUUACUGCGGAUAUUAUUAACUAACCGUCGCUGCUCCCCUCAGAUCCCGACCAAACGCCGCCGCUCUUGUCCAAAUCACCGCCGACUGACGCCCUCCAUCCGGUUCAACAACCAACCUAUAACCGGCCGGCUAUUUUGAAAAGGGUUCAAAGGUGUUCAACGGUGACUCUCGAAUAAUGGAACUCAUUCACGGGACGCAUAAAGCAUCCAAGUUUGCAUCACAAGAUUUUAUUACCAACUUGCCUGAUAACGUGGUAACAAACAUCCUCGAUCGAUUGCUGUUACGGGAUGCGGUGAGGACUAGUAUCUUGUCGAAAAGCUGGAGAUUUAAGUGGACUAUGCUUAGCCAACUCGUAAUUGAUCCUAACUUCUUUGGGUAUUUAUCAGUAACAAAAUACAGAAAUCAUCAUGUGAGAAUUAUAAAUAGGAUUCUUCUUCAUCUUAGAGGUGCAAUUACAAAGUUUUUCCUCUCUAUAGACGAGGUAAUUGAUAUUGAAGAUAUUAAUCACUGGAUUUUGUUCUUGUCGAGAAAAGGAAUUAAGGACCUCACUAUUAGGAAUUCGUAUGCAACACCACUCAAGUUGCAUGCCCAUCUUUUCUCUUGUUUAGAGUUGAAACAUUUGUCACUUUCGAACUGUUAUUUCAAUCCUCCACCUACUUUUUAUGGUUUUCCAAACCUCUUGAGCUUAAACUUGUCUGUGGUAUUUGAAGAAAACACCAAACUUGGGCCAUUUUUUACUGGGUGUCCUUUGCUUGAGAGUUUGACCAUCAAUGAUCGCCGUAAAGUAGGCAAAGUAAAACUAGUUGAGAUUGCAAAACUCGAAAAUCUCAAAAUAUUACUUUUGCGAUUGUAUGAUCUUGACAUUAAGAUGAUCAAAAGUUCCAGUACUAUCUUUGAGCUUCUGGGUUCUCUUCCAAAACUUCUAGAUCUUCAUUUGAAUUUUCAAGACUGCCAUUUGACAGAAAGUGAUGCUAAAAAGAGGUUCUCUACUGCGUUUCCCAGCCUCAAGGCUCUUAGAUUAUCUAAAAUAUGUUUAGAUGACGGUAAUAUGUUAUCAUGUGCUUUUGAUAUGAUUAGGAGCUUCCCGAAUCUGCAGACUCUCGUAAUCACAGCAUGUGACCAGUGGUAUGCUGGUCCGCCUGCACCUGUAGAAGACUACAAUACAGCGGGGCUGUUGCAGCUUCGAAGUGUGGUAUUUCACUAUAUGAAAGGUUCAGAGAAUGAAGUAUGUUUCUUAAGGUAUUUGCUAGCGUGUUCCCCUUUCCUCAAACAGAUCGUUAUUCAUCACCACUGGUACAUUAAGAUUUCGUCGGAUGAAAAGUUGACGUUUGCUAGGAAGCUGUUGAUGCUCCAUCGAGCCUCACCCGUAGCUGAAAUCGAGUUCUUAUAGUUUUAGUUGUUUUGAAUUUUCUAUAUAUUUGAUGCUCUAAAUAGCGGCAAUGAGAAAUGAAAGACGUUUUUGUUAUUCUGCUAUGAAUUAUGGUGACGUUUUGUUUCAUACUUUGGAAUGUAUCACAAUGAAUAGGAGAUUGAUAGUUAAGGUU
Helianthus annuus (common sunflower) is the source of this 1560-nucleotide messenger RNA. RefSeq names its product F-box/FBD/LRR-repeat protein At1g13570-like. NCBI's taxonomy places the organism in Eukaryota, Viridiplantae, Streptophyta, Magnoliopsida, Asterales, Asteraceae. Gene Ontology annotation, molecular function: protein binding. The transcript has 4 exons. The coding region runs from base 192 to 1406 and encodes 404 amino acids. The record is from RefSeq and is a predicted model, not a curated record.